AUGGUCAGUGGGCUUCUGUUCAAAUUGGAAUGUAAGAAUUUCUCCACUCAAUUGCUUGCUACUGGCUCUCAUGGUUAUGGGAAUUUGAUCGGUGGGCUUUUUGCUUAUAAAUCUGAUGGCAUUGGAGCAAUUGGCAUGGGAAGCACCAUCAACAUUGAUUUCUGUACAUCUUGUUCUUACAGAGGAAGUGCAUUAACAAUGAAAAACAUGCUGGGAACAGCUUUUCCUGGGAUCAACGUAAUUCUGGCAAACCACCCUCCUCCACUUCCAAGACGGCUGCUGAGCAAAUUGGUACCUGUUUUUCAAGUAGGGAUCAUCGGGACGAUAAUGGCGGGCGAACAUAUUUUCUCGAGGUUGGGGAUUACAACGCCACCUCCUUGGUACCACUCCUUGAAAGCAAAUAGAUUUGGAAGCAUUGCAAGCACUUGGAUUUUGGGAAACUUCAUACAAUCCUUCCUUCAAAGUACAGGAGCUUUUGAAGUCUAUUGUAAUGGGGAAUUGGUCUUCUCGAAGCUGAAGGAGCAGAGGUUCCCUAGUGAGAUUGAGUUGAGGGAUCUUGUUGGGAAGAACCUCGGUAGUUCGAGAACCGCUGACGGUCUUGGAGGAGGGGCCUGGUCUUAGUGUCCUGUGGGAGGGGACGUUACCUUAUCUUUUGGUUGCUAUGAAAGCAAGAUUGCCUUGUUGCUUAUAUGCUUUAUAAAAGAUGCAUGAACUGCCACACGAUUGAAUAACCACAGUUGUUCAUAACAUUACUCAAAGCUGUUUACCGGACAAACAUGUCUAAAUGAAGAGACUAAGUGCGCUUGACAAUUA
Prunus avium (sweet cherry) is the source of this 813-nucleotide messenger RNA. The record is from RefSeq and is a predicted model, not a curated record. Lineage: Eukaryota; Viridiplantae; Streptophyta; Magnoliopsida; Rosales; Rosaceae.